AUGUCAGCAGGAGACAACGCCUUGAUUGAGAAGAUGGAUCAACUUGGCGCGGAAGAAGGCAGUCGGAUUCACACAGCCGACGCUAUAUCAUCAUCUCCCAUUCUCGAGCAAACGUCUGGCGCCGACGACGAGCUCCCCUCUUCUAUACAUCCCGAUUUCGCAGUCAGGACUGGCAACGUCUUAUUGGUCACUGACGACGACGUCGGAUUCUUUGUGGACCGGUCCUUUCUGUCGUCUCAUCCGGAGUUUUUUCGAGAUUUCGAGGAGAUGGCCUCGGUCGUUGGGCGAGGGAGCGUGAGCAACAUCGGCACCCGCGUAGUGCGCCGGGAUUUGCCUGGGGCACUGUCGAACGGUUGA
Molecule: messenger RNA, 357 nt
Organism: Cryptococcus amylolentus CBS 6039
Lineage: Eukaryota; Fungi; Basidiomycota; Tremellomycetes; Tremellales; Cryptococcaceae
Exons: 2
Coding region: 1-357 (118 amino acids)
Source: RefSeq, a predicted model, not a curated record